Molecule: messenger RNA, 3575 nt
Organism: Beta vulgaris subsp. vulgaris (sugar beet)
Lineage: Eukaryota; Viridiplantae; Streptophyta; Magnoliopsida; Caryophyllales; Amaranthaceae
Product: protein phosphatase 2C 29
Exons: 4
Coding region: 554-2899 (781 amino acids)
Biological process (GO): protein dephosphorylation
Molecular function (GO): protein serine/threonine phosphatase activity
Source: RefSeq, a predicted model, not a curated record
UAAUGUGGCACUUUUGUAUUGACCUUAGAAAUUGAAAAUUACUACCAUCUUCUCUUUGUACCAUAAAGUUCCAAAAUUGAAUUUAACCUCUUCCCCAUUUUCAAACCAACAACAUUCCAAGUCUUUAGAGAGAGAAAAGCAAGAAAGAACCAAAUUUUUUAAAAAAUAAAAGAAAAAGAGAAAGAAAAAGAAAAAGAAAAAGAAUGAAAGAGAGAGUAACUAGUUAAGUACUACUACUCCAUAAGGUAAGCAAAUCUCCAUCCUUUCCUUUCUUCUUCUUUCUCUCUCUCUCUCUUCUCCCUGGUGUGUUUUGUGUGAAUGAAUGUUUAAGAAUUUUGAAUCCGUUUGACUAGUUUUCCGCUUUUUAAAAAAAACCCACCACUCUUAAAACCAAAAUCAAAAUUAAAAAAAUGAGAGUCAGAAAUACUACUACUACUACACAGAAGACAACAACAACAACAAUACAGAAGAAGAAAAACUGAGAGAGUAAAGAGUAAAGAGUAAGAGAGAGAAAGACGUCGUCGUCGUCGUCGGAGAGAGAGAGUCAAAUGUGAUGGGAAGUGGUUUCUCUCACCUCAUUCCAUGUCUGAAACCUGACAACUACCAUCAUAAAACAAGCAACGACGCUAACAACACUAGCAACAACAACCACAACAACAACCACGACUCGGUUGUUUUUACAGCUGAACAACCACUUGACGAAACCCUAGGACACUCUUUCUGUUACGUUCGUUCAUCAGCUCGUUUUCUCUCUCCUACUUCUUCCGAUCAUUUUCUCUCUCCUUCUCAUUCUCUUCGUUUUGACGACAGAUCCGACCUUACUAGACCGCCGGUUCAAACCGGGUUACCUGAAACCGGUUUUCGGACCAUUUCUGGUGCUUACGUUUCUGCAAAUACUUCAACGCCGAGGACGGUUGAGGUUGACUCUGCGGAUUACGGGGCUUGUUCAAUUGUAAACGGGUUUGAUUGUACGGCGUCGUUUGCUGCUCUUCCUUUACAGCCGGUUCCUAGAGGGGAUAACUCUGGUUUUUUUCUAUCCGGUCCGAUCGAGCGUGGUGCGUUGUCUGGACCGCUUGAUUCGGGUUCGGGUCCAGAUACGGGUCGGGUACCGUUUUCAGCGCCGCUUGGUGGGGCCUACAGGAAGAAGAAGAGGAAGAAGAGUUUUAAGAAGUUGUAUAGAAGCUUCUCUGAGAAGAAACGGCAGUGGGUUGUGCCGGUAGUCGGUAGGAAAGAGAGUAGUGAGGAGGAGAUUGGAAGGAGGAGAGAGAGAGAGGUGGAAGAUGACGUGGAGGGUAGUAAUGUAAAUGUACAGUGGGCGUUAGGGAAGGCAGGGGAAGAUCGAGUACAUGUGGUUGUAUCGGAAGAACAUGGCUGGUUGUUUGUUGGGAUUUAUGAUGGGUUUAAUGGCCCUGAUGCUCCUGAGUUUUUGAUGGGUCAUUUGUACCGGGCGCUUUUUGGGGAGCUUAAAGGAUUGUUUUGGGAUAAUGAGGAUAGUGAUGGUCUUGUUUUGGGACAGCAACAACAAGGGGAGAAUUCGUGCCCGGAAAUUCCGGGUGAGAUUGUGUAUGCGGUUGAUGAUACGGAGGGAGUUUGUGCUGGUGCCGGUACCGCCAGUGAGGAAUGUACUAGUGCUGGUGCUGGGGCGGUGAAGAGGGUUACGUUUGAGGCAGGGUUGGAUAAGAAGGAGAUUGUUAGGAGGAAGCUGUGGGAGUUCCUUGCAGAGGAUGAGGCGGAAGAUGGACUUGAUCUGUCUGGGUCGGAUAGGUUUGCGUUUUCGGUGGAUGAUGCUGUUAGUGUUAGCAAUGCAGGGUCUGCUGUGAGUAGGAGGUCGUUGUUGUUAUCGAAAUUGAAGCAAGGGUUAAGUAGGAGUAAGGAUGGGCAUAGUAGAGGGUUGUUUCAGUGGAGAUUUGGGGAAGAGGAGAAGGAUAAAGUAGAUGAUGCAUUUGAGAAUAGAGUUGAGGAGAGAUCAUGCAGGAGUGGUCGUAAGAGAAAGACGGGUCCUGUGGAUCACGAGUCAGUUUUGAGGGCAUUGUCGAUGGCAUUGGAGAAGACGGAGGGAGCUUACUUGGAUUUGACUGAUAAAGUGAUUGAUCGGUAUCCAGAGCUUGCAUUGAUGGGUUCUUGUUUGUUGGUUGUUUUGAUGAGGGAUGAGGAUGUGUAUGUGAUGAAUUUAGGGGAUAGCCGUGCUAUUGUUGCACAAUUGGAACCCCAGGAGAGUUGUUCUAGUGGGGGGUCAAAGGAUAAGGCAGAAUGUGGGUCUAGUACACAAGGCAUUGUCGAGGAAUGUACAGCUAGUGGUGAAAACCCGAGCAGUGUGGCCGAUGAGCUCCCAUUGGAAGCCAUGAAGCUAACUGCAUUGCAGCUCUCGACAGACCAUAGUACUAGUGUUCAAGAAGAAGUGUUGAGAAUUAAGCGUGAGCAUCCAGAUGAUAACCACUGCAUUGUCAAUGAUAGAGUAAAAGGUCGUCUUAAGGUUACUAGAGCAUUUGGAGCUGGGUUUCUCAAACAACCCAAGUUUAAUGAUUCACUAUUGGAGAUGUUCAGGAAUGAAUUCAUUGGUAAUGCACCAUAUGUAUCAUGUAUUCCUUCUAUUCGUCACCACAAACUUGGACGAAGAGAUCAGUUUUUGGUGCUCUCAUCAGAUGGUUUGUACCAGUAUCUCAGCAAUCAGGAAGUGGUUUCUUUUGUAGAAAAUUUCUUGGAGAAAUACCCAGAUGGAGAUCCAGCACAACAUCUAAUAGAAGAGCUUCUACACCGAGCUGCUAAAAAAGCAGGUAUGGAUUUUCAUGACUUGUUGGAUAUCCCACAAGGUGAUCGCCGGAAGUACCAUGAUGAUGUCACUGUCAUGGUGGUAUCUCUUGAAGGGAGAAUAUGGAAGUCUUCAGGAAAGUACCCCUAAAACAUGUUCAUAUGAAAAGAAAAUUAUGGCUCUUCCUGGUAUCGCAGAAGCGAAUAUGGUUCCAACGAGAACUACUGGAUGGAUACCAAGCAAUCUUAGCAUUGGGUCAGGUGCCUCAAAAUGAAUCUAGACCCACUUCUCUCGGGUCCCAAAAUUAGACCUAGAAGUUAGAGACAUACUGUGUUGUAAGGGGAGAAGCAAUUGGAGAACGACUGUAAAAAAGUACCCCAGUUGGCAGAGUUUGAGGAAGGAGAAAAAGAUGGGGAAAAUGUGGGUUGGGAUUGUUGGGAAUUUAGAGGAAAAGGGUGUGUACUCUUUUCUAUUUUUCUUCUCUCCAUUGGGGAUUUUGCGUAGGUAGAGUAGGUAGAGGCUCUUCAAUUCAUUUUUGGUUGUUUUUUUUGUUUUUAUUUUUUGCCUUUUUUUUUGUUUUAGAGCCAAAAAAAUUGGGGGGGUGGGAGGGUAUAAGGGUGACCAGGAAAAAAAAGAAAAAGGAAAAAGGUGUAGCUUUAUUUGUUGGGGGGUAAAAGGUUACAGAAUCUGUAAUUUCAGGAGGUGAAAUUUCAAUCAAUGCAGUUGACAGCUGAAAUUUAUACAUGGAUCUUGUUCAUGUUUGAUAGCCUAAUGCACUUUGGGUCACUCAUUUUUCCGAGUAAAAAAGAUGCACUCAUAUUGUACA